Messenger RNA from Lodderomyces oxycetoniae, 1749 nucleotides. RefSeq names its product Xut1p (gene XUT1). NCBI's taxonomy places the organism in Eukaryota, Fungi, Ascomycota, Pichiomycetes, Serinales, Debaryomycetaceae. Gene Ontology annotation, biological process: transmembrane transport; xanthine transport. Gene Ontology annotation, molecular function: xanthine transmembrane transporter activity. The record is from RefSeq and is a predicted model, not a curated record. The transcript has a single exon. Gene Ontology annotation, cellular component: plasma membrane; fungal-type vacuole. The coding region runs from base 1 to 1749 and encodes 582 amino acids.
AUGUUCAACUUUGCUGUAACAGCCAAAAAAAUAUUCCGUAAAUGGACAACGAGGAAUGGAUUACUAGGUGAUUAUGACUAUGCAUAUCUAUUCACACCAGAUAUACCUUUCUUAUCAAAAGAAGCUAAAGUGCAGCCAUUUUUUGGCCUAGACUCAGAAAUGCCCAUUUUUUUGGGUGCAAUUUUGGGAUUACAGCAUUCCUUAGCUAUGAUUGGUGGUCUAGUUGUACCGCCUAUUCUAAUUAGCGUGGCUGCAAAUUUGUCUUCAGAAAUUCAACAAUAUAUGGUUAGUACUUGUUUGAUAGUAUCUGGCAUACUAUCGCUUUUACAAAUCACUAGGUUUCAUAUUUAUAAAACUCCUUAUUAUUUGGGUACCGGCCUCUUAUCGGUGGUUGGACCAAGUUUUGCUACUUUAGCAGUUACGAGUAAUGCUUUUCCUAUGAUGUAUGCAAAUGGAACGUGUCCCAUAGCUGAAGACGGGACUAAAUUGCCAUGUCCUGAUGGAUAUGGUAAAAUCUUGGCCAGCGGUAUUGUAUGUGGAUUGUUGGAAAUGUUAUUAUCAUUUAUGCCAGCAAGAAUCUUGCAGAAAGUAUUCCCGCCUUUAGUUACGGGCCCAGUUGUUACUUUAAUUGGUGUUCAUUUAGUUGAAACUGGAUUUGAAGACUGGGUCGGCGGCUCAGGGUGUGUUGGGAAAACAUGUACAAUGGGAAAGUUCUCAAUGCCCUGGGGUUCAGCGAAUUUUAUUGGUUUGGGUUUCUUAGUUUAUGUAUCGAUUAUAUUAGCUGAAAAAUUUGGAGCUCCAAUUAUGAAAAGUUGUGCCGUGAUUGUUGGGUUAUUGGUUGGUUGUAUUGUUGCUGCUGCUUGUGGUUAUUUUGAUUCUCAUACUAUUGACGAGGCAAAAACCGUUAGUUUCAUUUGGGUCCAUACGUUCAAGUUGCAGGUUUAUGGUCCUGUUAUACUACCGUUCUUGGCUGUCUACAUAGUCUUGAUGAUGGAGGCAAUUGGUGACAUCACGGCUACUUCUGAUGUGUCACGAUUACCUGUUGAAGGAGAAGAAUAUGAAUCACGUAUUCAAGGAGGUGUUUUAGCAGACGGUUUGAAUGGUAUAAUUGCCGGUUUGAUGACUGUUACCCCAAUGUCUGUUUUUGCUCAGAAUAACGGAGUUAUUGCCAUUACCAAAUGUGCUAAUCGCACAGUCGGGUACUGGUGUUCUUUCUUUUUGAUUGUUAUGGGCGUUUUCGCUAAAUUCGCUGCUGCAUUUAUUUCCAUCCCCAAACCUGUCUUUGGCGGUAUGACCUCGUUCUUGUUCUGUUCAGUUGUCAUUUCAGGUAUAAAAAUCAUCUCGUCUACCGAAUUCACAAGAAGAGACCGGUUUGUAUUGACAGCUGCAGUCUUGCCUGGUUUAGGCUCAACUUUGGUGCCAGAUUGGUUCAGCUACGUGUUUACAUAUAGUGGAGAUAAUCAAGCAUUGAAGGGCUUUUUCAAUGCAAUUAUUCUCGUUAUGGAAACAGGGUUUGCAAUUACAGGAUUAAUUGGAGUUAUUUUGAACUUGGUAUUACCGCAAUUACCUGAUGAUGUAGAAGAGAUUAACGAAUUAGUCUUGGAAACAAUAGGAUCAGCUGACCAACACGCAAGAGAAGAAUUUGCAAGAAAAGAAGGUAUUACUGUGGAACAAUUAAAGAGCAACUUGUCUCAUAAACAAAUGGUCACUAGCCUCGGUUCUUCAGAUGGAAUACCUGAUCUUGCAUAA